CUUUUAUUAUCCCUUUUUCACCUUAACACUCUAGAUCUAUUUCUUUCUGGGUAAGGAUUAUUUUGAUGUGGCUGAAGAAGAUAUCGUUAUUGUGGCAUCAGGGUUUCUCAUCUUCAAUCCUGAACUGUUAAAAAGGUGUGUUUUUUACACUCACAGGAUAAAGAAUUUAGAUUAGUGUAUAUAUUUCCAGUGCAUUGAACAUAACUGUGUUGGCUGCCCAAAUAGUCGUUCUUUUCGAAUGACAUUGAAGGUCUAUCGUGCACUUUGUGACUGAAUGCCAAAAAAAUUAUGCUUCGGGCAGUAGUCAGUCUUGCUAUAUAACCUCCUCUUGGCCCAAAAUUUUGAGAAGAUGUCGGAUGUUAUGUGUCGUUUGUGGUUUUUUCCGAAAUGGUGAUCAAUGUGCAUUUGUAUCUACAAGUGGCAUCUUCUCGUGAGGUGUCAUUUCCUCGAGGUUUAGCUGUAUAAGAUUGGUUAUAAAAGUAUGCAGUUUGAUAAUAAUCCAGUACAUGAUAAUUCUAGGCUGAUAUAUAUUAAUAACCCUCAAAGAACCAAUGAAGAGUAUGACUUUACUGGAAACGAGAUCACCACUAGCAAAUAUACCAUCAUUAAUUUCUUACCCAAAAAUCUUUUCAUUCAAUUUCAUCGGGUGGCAUACUUGUAUUUUUUAGUUAUUGCCGCCCUUAAUCAGCUUCCACCUCUAGCAGUAUUUGGUAGAACUGUGUCUCUUUUCCCCCUGCUUUUUGUUCUCACUGUGACCGCCAUUAAAGAUGGUUAUGAGGAUUGGAGAAGACACCGAUCUGACAGGAAUGAGAAUAAUAAAGAGUCUUUAGUGCUUCAAGUUGGUAAAUUCCGGUUGAAAAGAUGGAGAGAUAUCAGGGUAGGUGAGGUGGUCAAAGUUUGUGCCGACGAGGCGAUUCCUUGUGAUAUUGUGCUUCUAAGGACGAGUGAUCCUAGUGGGGUUGCUUAUAUACAAACCAUGAAUUUAGAUGGUGAGUCAAACUUAAAGACACGGUAUGCUCGACAGGAAACAUCUUUAAUGGAAUUUGAAGGAGAUUUGAUAUCAGGGGUUAUCAGAUGUGAACCACCGAACAGAAAUAUAUAUGAAUUCACCGCUAAUAUGGAACUAAACUCACAGAAAAUCUCACUUAGCCAGUCAAAUAUUAUUUUACGUGGGUGUCAGGUAAAAAACACGGAAUGGGUGGUGGGUGUGGUGGUUUAUGGUGGUCAAGAGACAAAAGCGAUGUUAAAUAGUGCAAUUUCUCCAUCAAAAAGAAGCAGGUUAGAACAAGCAAUGAACAAAGAGACCAUUUGGUUAUCUGUUUUUCUUUUUGUAUUAUGUUUGGUUGUGGCCAUUGGGAUGUGUUUGUGGUUGAUGCGUCACCAAGAGCAAAUUGAUACAUUGCCUUAUUACAGAAAGAGUUAUUUAGUAAAUGGAAAGUUUCCAGGGAAACCAUAUAAGUAUUAUGGGAUUCCUAUGGAGACGUUUUUUGCGUUUUUGAGUUCGAUUAUCGUGUUUCAGAUUAUGAUACCGAUAUCUCUGUAUAUUACCAUGGAGUUAGUUAGAAUAGGACAAUCAUAUUUCAUGAUUGAAGAUAAACACAUGCAUGACAUCAGCACCAACACAAGGUUUCAGUGUAGAUCUUUGAAUAUAAAUGAAGAUUUAGGGCAAAUACGGUAUGUGUUUUCUGAUAAGACUGGUACACUUACUGAGAAUAAAAUGGAAUUUCGAAGAGCUUCUGUGUUUGGAAAGCAGUACUGUAAUUCUUCUAUGGUGGGUGGUGCCUCACAAGAUAGAGAGAUAUCAGAAACAAUGAACCCGGCCUCAUCGUCCACAAAAGGAAAGAAGCUAAAGUCUGAUGUUACCGUGGAUCCCCAGCUCAUGGAACUGCUUCAUAAAGACCUACAUGGAACUGAAAGGAUUUAUGCUCAUGAAUUCUUUCUUUCAUUGGCAGCAUGUAACACUGUGAUUCCCAUUCUUAAUCAAGUGUCUUACUUGGGUACUGAAAUUAAUCAAGAUCUCGACUCUAUCGAGUAUCAAGGAGAAUCUCCUGAUGAACAAAGUCUUGUAGCAGCCGCAUGUGCUUAUGGCUAUAUUCUCUUUGAGAGGACAUCUGGUCAUAUUGCACUUGACGUCAAUGGUGAGAAACUAAGGUUGGAUGUAUUAGGGCUGCAUGAGUUCGAUAGUGUGCGGAAAAGAAUGUCGGUUGUUAUCAGAUUCCCAAACAACGAUGUGAAGGUAUUAGUAAAAGGAGCAGAUACGUCAAUGCUCACCAUUUUGAGAAAAGAUCCUGAAAACGAUGAUGUCAGUGUCAUAACUCGACGCCAUUUGAUCGAAUAUUCAUCAGAAGGUCUACGCACACUUGUGCUUGCUGCUAAAGAUCUUACAUGUGAAGAGCUUGAGAAGUGGCAGUUGAUGUAUCAAGAUGCAACAACGUCAUUGGCUGACCGAUCCUUGAAGUUAAGGGAAACCGCCUCCUUUGUUGAAUCUAAUUUGCAUCUGCUUGGUGCAACGGGAAUUGAAGAUAAACUUCAAGUUGGUGUACCAGAAACUAUUGAGUGUCUACGUCAAGCAGGUAUUAAGGUUUGGGUUCUGACUGGAGAUAAGCAGGAGACCGCCAUUUCCAUUGGUCUUUCUUGCAAGCUAUUGACACCUGAUAUGCAUCAGAUUAUCAUAAAUGGAACUUCAGAAAGUGAAUGCAAAAUGCUUUUAUCUGAGGCAAAAGUUCAAAGACUAACAAUGGUGGGGCCAUUAGCACUGAUAAUCGAUGGAAAUAGUUUAGUUUACAUCUUGGAGAGAGAUCUGGAAUCUGAGCUGUUCGAUCUUGCAACGUCAUGUAGCGUUGUUUUGUGCUGUCGUGUUGCACCCUUACAAAAGGCGGGAGUUGUUGAUUUGAUAAAGAGUCGUAGUCAUGAUAUGACACUGGCAAUAGGCGAUGGUGCUAAUGAUGUUUCAAUGAUCCAAAUGGCGGAUGUUGGGGUUGGCAUAUGUGGGCAAGAAGGACGUCAAGCUGUCAUGGCUUCAGAUUUUGCUAUGGGGCAGUUCAGGUUCUUAAAAAGGCUACUUUUGGUGCACGGUCAUUGGAAUUAUCAACGUAUGGGUUAUUUGGUUCUCUACAACUUCUACCGCAAUGCUGUCUUUGUAUUUAUGCUUUUCUGGUACAUUUUAUGUGCGGCUUUUUCAACCGCAUCUGCUCUUACAGAUUGGAGUAGUGUAUUAUACUCAGUUAUUUAUACUUCAGCCCCUACAAUUGUUGUUGGAGUUCUGGACAAGGACCUAAGUCAUAAGACACUUCUCCAGUAUCCGAAGCUAUAUGAAGCUGGCCAUAGGCAAGAAAGUUACAACAGUGCUCUUUUUUGGAUCAUGAUGGCUGACACCAUAUGGCAAAGUCUCGUACUAUUUUAUGUACCUAGAUUUGUCUUUAAGGAAAGCACAAUCGACAUUUGGAGUAUGGGUAGCUUGUGGACUGUUGCUGUAGUGAUCCUUGUCAAUAUACAUUUGGCCAUGGAUGUUCAGCGAUGGGUACUAUAUACUCAUAUCUCUAUUUGGGGUUCUGUAGCAAUCACAUAUGCAUGUGUAGUGGUCUUGGAUUCCAUACCCAUCUUUCCUAAUUACGGGACAAUUUACGAGUUGGCAAAGCAACCUUCAUAUUGGCUCUCAAUAUGGCUUAUAAUAGUGGCAGCACUACUUCCUCGGUUUAUAAUCAAAAUUAUGCACAGAUUGUUUUGGGCAUCAGAUAUCCAGAUAGCAAGAGAGGCUGAGAUACUAAGAAAAAAACGUUUCUUUUAUGGGCCAAGGAGAUCCAGCUAGCAUGUAUACUGAUCACUUCAAUUAAUUCCAUUUUAUGGUUCAUCUGUAUGUGAUUCCCCCAUGGUUUACAUAUCUUGAGGAUAAUAAUGAACCUGAAUUUAUUUUGGCUAAUAGCUGGUGCUGGGCCACGGAAAUCACCGGAGACAUUUUAAGAACUUAAAAUUGUGGUACAUCUUCGGUUGGGUGUUCGGAAAGAGGUACAUUGUGGGACAUCAGUGUGGCAUUCGGGGAAAUAGAAAACAGUGGAGACCAGAUACAAUGAGGUAGGUAACAGCUAUGUAAGUAAUAUGUUUUUUAGGCUUACUCUUGUAACAGAUCAAAGGUGCAUAGUAAGUAAGUUGAAGCGUGUAAUUACCAAGGACACACCCUUUGUGGGGGACAUAAGAUUAUCAUUAAAGUGAAGCAUGUAUUGAAUGCUUGGGAUCCAAUAGUUACAUCUGACUACCAAAAA
Erigeron canadensis is the source of this 4259-nucleotide messenger RNA. Its product is annotated as phospholipid-transporting ATPase 1-like. The transcript is spliced from 9 exons. Lineage: Eukaryota; Viridiplantae; Streptophyta; Magnoliopsida; Asterales; Asteraceae. The coding region runs from base 482 to 3808 and encodes 1108 amino acids. The record is from RefSeq and is a predicted model, not a curated record. Gene Ontology annotation, cellular component: plasma membrane. Gene Ontology annotation, molecular function: ATP binding; magnesium ion binding; ATP hydrolysis activity. Gene Ontology annotation, biological process: phospholipid translocation.